Messenger RNA from Brassica napus (rape), 1941 nucleotides. RefSeq lists its product as uncharacterized. The record is from RefSeq and is a predicted model, not a curated record. NCBI's taxonomy places the organism in Eukaryota, Viridiplantae, Streptophyta, Magnoliopsida, Brassicales, Brassicaceae. Gene Ontology annotation, molecular function: nucleic acid binding; RNA-DNA hybrid ribonuclease activity. The coding region runs from base 1 to 1941 and encodes 646 amino acids. The transcript has 3 exons.
AUGAUGCACCCCGACGAUCGCGAGAAGACGGCCUUUAUCACAGACCGAGGAACCUACUGCUAUAAGGUCAUGCCAUUCAGCUUGAAGAACGCAGGAGAAAGCUACCAACGGCUUGUGAACAAAAUGUUUGCAGAUAAGCAGGGCGUCACCAUGGAAGUAUACAUCGAUGACAUGCUUGUCAAGCCGCUACACGCCGCUGAUCACCUCAGUCAUUUGCAAGUUUACUUUGAAACUCUCAACAAAUACGGCAUGAAACUAAACCCAGCAAAGUGCAUGUUCGGGGUUUCCUCAGGCGAGUUCCUUGGUUACAUAGUCACACAACGGGGAACCGAAGCCAACCCGAAGCAGAUCUCUGCGGUCCUGAACCUCCCAAGCCCAAAAACAGUAGAGAAGUCAACGGCUUACGGGAGGUUUAUCUGGGAUGAGAAAUGCGAGGAGGCAUUUACUCAACUCAAGCAUUAUUUGACAAUACCACCCGUACUCGCCAAGCCAGAUGUCGGCGACGUUCUAUCUCUUUACGUCGCAGUGUCGCAAGCAGCAGUUAGCAGCGUUCUGAUAAAAGAGGACCGUGGUGAGCAAAAGCCAAUCUUCUACACAAGCAGGCGCAUGACCGGACCAGAAACGCGAUACCCAACUCUGGAGAAGAUGGCGCUGGCAGUCGUCGAAGCGGCGAGAAAGCUUCACCCAUACUUUCAGUCACAUUCAGUGGAAGUUUUUGCGGAUUUCUUAGUCGAAUUGGCCCCGGAAUUGGAGCAAGACAUCACACUCCCAAACCCAAACUGGACACUGCAUGUCAACGGAUCUUCGACUAACAAGGGCGCAGGUGCCGGAGUCCAACUACAGUCCCCGACCGGAGAACUGAUCAGACAGUCUUUUAGCUUCGGCUUUCCAGCUUCAAACAACGAAGCAGAAUACGAAUCUUUGAUCUCUGGACUCCGCUUAACAAAAGCUGUCAAGGCUAAACGCCUAAGCGCCUACUGCGACUCGCAGUUAGUCGCCAGUCAGUUUAGCGGCGACUACGACACCCGCAACGAUCGGAUGGACGCCUACCUCAAGAUAGUACAAGGCUUAGCCGCAGAGUUCGAAUUAUUCGAACUCGUCAAUGUUCCUAGAGGAGAAAACGUCUAUGCCGACGCCCUCGCAGCACUUGGAAGCAAGCUUCAGGAUCAAGUUAAACGAACCAUCCCAAUAUCCCGCACUGAGAAGCCGAGCAUCGAUAUCUCGACUGACCAAACCGUCAUCAUAGCCCCAGUCACCGAAACCAACACGCCCGAUACUGAUGGAUUCGGCCCUGACUGGAGAACUAAGUUCAUUGACUAUCUCUCAAAGGGAGAACUUCCAACCGAGAAAUGGGCAGCCCGCCGACUAAAAACACGCAGUGCCCAUUAUGUCGUCCUAGACGACGAACUCCAUCGAUGGACUGCGAGUAAAGUACUCCUCAAAUGUAUCCAUGGUGAUGAGACAGUAAGGGUUAUGGCCGAAACGUAUGAAGACGCUGGAGGAAACCGUUCGGGCGGACGAGCAUUAGCGAUCAAAGCGAGAAGCCUAGGCUUCUUCUGGCCGACGAUGAACGCAGAUUGCGAGUCCUACGCUAGAAGCUGCGACAAAUGCCAAUGGCACACACCAAGCAUCCAUUGUCCAACUGAAAUGUUACGAACGACGACCGUGCCGUACCCGUUUAUGCGAUGGGCAAUGGAUAUCAUAGGACCCCUUCCCUGCUCCCGCCAGCGACGUUUCAUUCUCGUCCUCACUGAUUACUUCACCAAAUGGAUCGAAGCUGAAGCCUAUGCUCAAGUCACACACACAAAGAAGUCCGUGGUUUCGUCUGGAAAAACAUUAUCUGCCGCCACGGUCUACCUUAUGAAAUCGUUACUGAUAAUGGAUCACAGUUCAUGUCAGGCAACUUCAAGGAGUUCUGCAGCAAAUAGAACAUUCGAUUAA